AUGGAACAACCUUCCUCCAAAUUCAGUCAUGGCUUCAUCAGGUUUGGCUACUAUGACUAUAAUGAAGUAGUAGGAUACGUCAUAAACGUGGUGACCUUCAUUAUAAUUUGCUUCGGCCUCCCUUUGACCCUUGUGGCCAUCUACUCUCUCUAUUCUCUGGUGCAAAAGGAUCAUGUCGCUCCGAUCUACGUCAUCAAUCUCCUCAUUUCAGACCUCAUUCAGGUCUUCUGCAUGGUCGUUUGGGUGGCACAACCUGAAGACAUUGACAUAUAUGGAUACAUCUUUUAUGUUUACUACUUUUUUGCGGUGGCCAGUGUGUGCUUCAUGGUGUGCAUCGCCCUGGAAAGAUAUUUGGCCAUCGCCUGGCCACUGUGGUACCGCUUCAGACGAACCAUCAAGAUCUCUGUGGUGGUCUCUGCUGUAAUCUGGGCUGUUACUCUUGUCUAUCUCCUCACUUACUUUUUCUGGGUUAAAAUAGGGGCCGCAAAAAUAAUCUCAGCAAUCUUUUUCCUUCUUCCCCUCCCACUGUUCAUAUUCUUCCUCGGUGGGAGCCUCAAAGCCCUGUCUGCUUCCAUCGCAGUCCCCUCUGAUGAAAAACGGCGAAUUGUGGGCAUUUUGGUCCUGGUGCUGCUUAAUUACACAUUACUGCACCUGCCAAGUGUCUUUGUGUCCCUGGAAGAGCAUGUCAGAUAUAACAAAUACCUAAUGGACCUGAGCCUUCUGUGUCUCAGGUUGAGUCCUCUUGCAGACCUGUUUCUGUAUGUUUUCAUGAGGAAAGGAGCUGUAGACAAACUGCUGGCCUCCAUGUGUUGUUGCAGGUUGACAAGAGAGGAAAAUCAGGGCCAGGUCACCAACGAGGAUAAGAAUAACACAGAAGCCUCCUCAGUCUAGACUGAAAAUGUACCCUAAUAAACAAAUUAUUUGAUAUCAAGAUAUAGAUAUCUUCGAACUGGACUGUACUUUUGAAUGUUUUCGGAACAAUCUCAUGUUUGUCGUUUUUAACUUCGUCGUUUAUGCUGUAAAAUUAACUAAUGGUUAAGGUUAUGAAACAAGAACAUGGUUUGGGUUAGAAAACAGGAUUAUUUUAACUGUUUUUCUUUUUUAGAUCGGCUACAUUGUUUUAUGUAUUUACCUUGCCUUAAAUAUGGACAUAAAUAUUUAUUUCAAAUACA
This is a messenger RNA of Centropristis striata (black sea bass), 1172 nucleotides long. RefSeq names its product G-protein coupled receptor 4-like. Gene Ontology annotation, biological process: positive regulation of Rho protein signal transduction; phospholipase C-activating G protein-coupled receptor signaling pathway. The record is from RefSeq and is a predicted model, not a curated record. Gene Ontology annotation, molecular function: G protein-coupled receptor activity. NCBI's taxonomy places the organism in Eukaryota, Metazoa, Chordata, Actinopteri, Perciformes, Serranidae. Bases 1 to 891 code for a protein of 296 amino acids. Gene Ontology annotation, cellular component: membrane. The transcript is spliced from 3 exons.